Molecule: messenger RNA, 537 nt
Organism: Auanema sp. JU1783
Lineage: Eukaryota; Metazoa; Nematoda; Chromadorea; Rhabditida; Rhabditidae
Source: the annotation of a GenBank genome assembly
AUGGCAACAAGGAAUCAUGAUUCGGACGAAGACGAGAUGGCCCACCAUUCAACAAUUUACGAUUUUUCCGUUAAGGAUGCUGAUGGAAAGGAAGUAUCCCUCAAGAAAUAUGAAGGCCAAGUUGUCAUUGUUGUCAAUGUAGCUUCACAGUGUGGUUUCACGGAGUCAAACUACAAUGAACUCAAGCAGUUACAUGAUAAAUAUCAUGAGCAAGGCUUAAGAGUCGCAGCUUUCCCUUGCAACCAAUUCGGAAAGCAGGAACCCUCUUGCGAGAUCGAUAUUGUAAACUUUGUAAAGGAUAAAUUCAACUAUGAGCCCGAUAUGUAUGCUAAGGUGAAAGUAAAUGGAAACGAAGCUGAUCCAUUCUGGACAUUUUUGAAAAAAGAACAAGGAGGAACUCUUCUUGAUGCAAUCAAGUGGAACUUCACCAAAUUUUUGGUUGAUCGUAAAGGACAUGUAGUUGCAAGAUAUGCUCCAACUUCAAGCCCAGCCUCAUUCGAGAAGGAAAUCAAGAAUUUACUAGACAAAUCUGAAUAA